AUGUCAAAUUAUUUUCUACUAAUAACAAUGUCAGCGGUGGUUUUAUCAGUGGAGAUGAGCCACGUAGCCGGUACACACGUACCAAGACCCCGUGGCGUGGCGAUAUCAAAGGCAUCACUCUACAAUCCUGAGCGUGACUUUGAGUGUCUCGAUGGCAGUCGUAAAAUAAGAUUCGACCGGGUAAAUGAUGAUUAUUGUGACUGCGGAGAUGGUAGCGAUGAGCCUGGCACGGCUGCAUGUUCCAAUGGUCAUUUUUACUGCCAAAAUGCAGGCUACGAGGCGCAUUAUAUUCCGUCGAAUCGUGUGAAUGAUGGCAUUUGUGAUUGUUGCGAUACCAGUGAUGAGUAUGCCUCUGGUGCCAAGUGUAUCGAUAAUUGUCAUGAGCUAGGACGUGAAGCCAGGGCUGAAGCUGAGAAAGCAGCUGAAGAGGCCAAAGUAGGAAAUCAAAUUCGUCUGGAAAUGUGCGCCGAGGGGAAAAAACUCAAGGAGGAGAGGGCAACGAAGCUGGCGAAAUUGAAGGGAGAUUAUACAGAGGCAAAGAUGAUCAAGGAGGAAAAGGAAAAUAUCAAGAAUCAGAUAGAGGAGAGGGAGAGAGCAGCUCUCGAUAAAUACAAACCUGCAGAGCCUGAAACGAAUGAUGAGGUUAAAGAGGAGACACGUCAGAUCGAGGCCGAGGAGUAUUUCAGAAUGGUUGAUUCAGAUGAAAGUGGUACUGUCACUGUCGCUGAGAUACAAACCAGGGUGACCUUCGAUCGUGAUGGCAAUGGAGUAGUCACUGAGGAAGAGGCCAUGUACUUCCUCGGGAACAGAGAUGAGGUAAAUUUGGAGGAAUUCUUGGAGAGAUCGUGGGGGAAUAUUAAACCUUUCGUCAUGAGAGAGCAAGGUACUUUCCUCCCCCCAACUCCUCCCCAAGACCAGCCCGAGGAUCAUCUAGAGGAGCACUCAGACGAUGAAGAUGAUGACUCAAGUGACAACGAAGAGGAUCUUGACCAUGACUACGAGCCUCAUGUUGAGGAAGUCCAAAAGGAUCCAGAGCCAGAACCAGAAGUGAAGUACGACGAAGAGACUCAGAGCAUAGUGAGUGAAGCAAACGAAGCAAGAAUUCACUAUCAGCAGGCCGAGAAGGACCUCAUGGAUAUAACAAACGAGAUGCGAGACCUGGAGGCAAAGGUUGAGCAUGACUAUGGUCCAGAUGAGGUAUUUGCCAGCCUCGAUGGCCAAUGUUUCAAGCUCGCAGACCUCGAGUACAUCUAUUCGUUGUGUCUGUAUGGAAAAGCCACCCAAAGUGCGAAAUCCGGAGGCAGUGAAGUAUUCCUGGGACACUGGUCAGGCUGGAGUGGUGUGGAACCGAGCAAAUACACGCAAAUGAAAUACGACAGGGGACAUACUUGCUGGAAUGGGCCAGCUCGCACUGUCAAUGUUGAUUUACGGUGUGGCAAGGAGAAUAAACUCAUUUCGGCGUAUGAACCCAAUCGAUGUGAAUAUGCCAUGAUUUUCACAACUCCUGCUCUUUGUGAUCCCAGUGUUGAAGCACAGAGUAAGCACGAUGAGCUGUAAACGAGAAUUGUACACGAUUUUUCUUGCACCAAUUAGCACACAAAUUUGUCGAAUCGAUUGACUGGAAAUUUUCAAUAUUUCAUCGAUUUUUUAAAUGAUUACAUUUUUGAGUGAUUAUUCAUAGGUCAGUAGAGGACUUAUUAGUUAGAUAAAUCUUCAAUGGUCAAUUUAAUUCUUGAAUCACAGCUCAACAUUUUCUAGUUUAUUGAUUGAAUGAUGUAUUUAAAAUAUUCAGUCGAUUAUUAUUGAAGCAUCAUCAACGAUUUUGGUUGACCUUUACGUAUUGAAUAGAAGUGAAACGUAUUUUCUUCACUGUAAAAUGAAAAACUUAAACUUACAUCAUAGAUUAAAUGAUUGUUGUUGAAUGUCAUUAAUGCGAUUAUCGGAUCCACUGUUACAUUCCUCUUUUGUACAUUUAGAGAGGUUGAUUCUGGGUGAUCAUUCGGAAGAGAGACUACAAAAUGAACGGGUGAAUGUGUUUAAUCAUUAAGGUCCUGUGAUAGCGCAUUUGUUCUUUGGUUCUCAUAAAUACAACUGAACCUUUUUAUUUCCCCUCGAGGGAGAUGGAUCACUGCAUGAUACUAUUAUUAAGUAUUUUGUAAUUUUUUAAAUCUCUCGGUGAUCCGAGGGUGUCUGCAGGGAACCAAUAACCUGAAAUAAAAAUUGAAUUGAGAACCUUUGAA
Molecule: messenger RNA, 2240 nt
Organism: Diachasmimorpha longicaudata
Lineage: Eukaryota; Metazoa; Arthropoda; Insecta; Hymenoptera; Braconidae
Gene: GCS2beta
Product: glucosidase 2 subunit beta
Exons: 2
Coding region: 1-1557 (518 amino acids)
Biological process (GO): N-glycan processing
Cellular component (GO): glucosidase II complex
Molecular function (GO): calcium ion binding; protein binding
Source: RefSeq, a predicted model, not a curated record